AUGUACGUGGGCUAUGUGCUGGACAAGGACUCCCCCGUGUAUUCAGGCCCCGCCAGGCCAUCCAGCCUCGGUCUGGGCCCUCCGGCCUACGCGCCACCCGGCCCGGCGCCCGCACCCCCGCAGUACCCCGACUUCGCGGGUUACACGCACGUGGAGCCCGCGCCUGCGCCCCCUCCGACCUGGGCCGCGCCCUUCCCUGUGCCCAAGGACGACUGGGCAGCUGCCUAUGGCCCGGGUCCCGCGGCCCCCGCCGCCAGCCCGGCCCCGCUGGGCUUUGGGCCCCCUCCGGACUUUAGCCCGGUGCCAGCGCCUCCCGGGCCUGGUCCUGGCCUCCUGGCGCAGUCCCUCGGCGGCCCGGGCGCACCGUCCUCGCCAGGAGCGCAGAGACGGACGCCCUACGAAUGGAUGCGGCGCAGCGUGGCGACCGCAGGCAGCGGUGGCAGCGGAAGAAAAAAAAAACAGAAAAAAGAAAAAAAAAGAAUGAAAAACAAAGACAAAAAACAAAUGGAUAAAGAAAAAAAAAAACAAUAAAGACAAAAUAACAAAAAACAACACAAAAAAAAAAAAGCUACAAAAAAAGAAAAAACAAAACAACAGGUAAAAAUCUGGUUCCAGAACCGUCGAGCCAAGGAGCGCAAAGUGAACAAGAAGAAACAGCAACAGCAGCAGCCACUACCUCCCUCGCAGCUGCCCCUGCCGCUGGAUGACAACCCCACACCAUCAGGGCCACCCCUGGGUAGUCUAUGCCCCACCAAUGCUGGCCUUCUGGGUACCCCCUCCCCAGUGCCUGUCAAGGAGGAAUUUCUACCCUAG
Alexandromys fortis (reed vole) is the source of this 813-nucleotide messenger RNA. It is a transcript of the gene Cdx1, whose product is annotated as caudal type homeobox 1. The record is from RefSeq and is a predicted model, not a curated record. Gene Ontology annotation, cellular component: nucleus. Gene Ontology annotation, molecular function: DNA-binding transcription factor activity; RNA polymerase II transcription regulatory region sequence-specific DNA binding. The transcript is spliced from 2 exons. Lineage: Eukaryota; Metazoa; Chordata; Mammalia; Rodentia; Cricetidae. Gene Ontology annotation, biological process: animal organ morphogenesis; regulation of transcription by RNA polymerase II; cell differentiation.